Paramuricea clavata is the source of this 1156-nucleotide messenger RNA. Lineage: Eukaryota; Metazoa; Cnidaria; Anthozoa; Malacalcyonacea; Plexauridae. The record is from the annotation of a GenBank genome assembly.
AUGGAUACAGUAAACGCUAAUUUGGCAUCAGUGACGGAAAAGUUGGACAGAAUUGGGACAAACGUUGAGGCAAAUAUGGAAUCAGUUCAAAACCAACUUAAGGAACAGGAAAGAGUCAAUCGUCAGCUUAGAGCGGACAUUGUAGAAACAAAGGAACGUUUGAAUGGAAUUACAGAACAACUGGAACAAAUGACACACGAAACAUCGCAAGAAGAGCAGGCUGAAGAAAUGAAGAAAGGAAUCGCAGAGCCUGAUGGAGUGGACAGAGAAACGAAAGUGGUCAUUGCUGGAGGUGCAAACCCAACCAAUUUAAAGUCUGUGGAAAUCUUCAGUCAGUCGAACGGAAUCUGGACACCACUACAGCCAAUGGAAGAUAUUCACAGUGGAGCAUCUUCAGUUGUUUACAACAAUCAGUUAUUUGUCGUGGGAGGUUGGACACAAUCAAUAGAAAAAUUAUCAUUGGGUGCUGUUCAUGUUGACCAGUCCAUACCUUGGGAAAACGUUCCUGCUGAGUUACCUGUAAUGUUGGAGGGACACUGCAGUGUAGUCUAUAAUGGACGGUUGAUAGUGAUUGGAGGUUUGCGCGCGUUAAGCAAUGAUUUCAAGUGUUUGGAUAGUAUUCUUGAGAUUUCCCUUGAGGUUCCACCCAGUACCACAGAGUUAACUACAAUGAAACAGGCCAGACGUUUCCAUGGUGUUGCAACCUUUGGUGACAAGAUCGUAAUUUUCGGAGGGGCAGAAAGCUUGGCCUUGAAAAGAAGUGAGUUAGCCCUCGAUUGUGUUGUUAUGUAUGACAUCAGUAAGAAUGAAUUUAACGAGUUAGCACCUCUGCCUCACCCCGUGAGUGCAAUGGCCAUAGUCAAGUGGGGUGAUGAGAAUGUUAUUAUAAUGGGUGGUGCUGACAGUAACGAUCAACCAUUAAACAAAGUUAUAAUAUACAACAUCAAGACCCAGAAGAGUUACGAGUUACCAGACAUGAAGUAUAAGAGGAAAGGAUGUGUGGCUGCAGUUGUCAAAGACACUGUGAUUGUCAUGGGAGGCCAAAAUGAAAGAGGAAAUUACUUAAAGUCAGUAGAAAGCUUUAAAUUCGACCGCUUUACCUGGGAAGACCUUCCCGAAAUGAAUGAAGCCAGAAGCCAUGCCACUGCAGUUGCAU